AUGUUCAAAAACCUGAAGGAGAAGCAUGCGGCCCUGUUCGACUCUAAGCCAUCCAAUGAGUCCCAGGAUGGUGACCGCGGUCAAGAUCUUAGCUCGAUCCUGGACCGGUCGCAGCGUGCGGACUUGACCAUGCUUGUGGCAGAGAUAGCCGAGUCAAUGCGGGUCAGCGUUCUGGAGGUCUUUGAGCAUUCAAGCGAUGAGCCUCCCAAUGACUCUUCUCCGCCUUGGUCUCCGCCAAAAGAUGAACAUGGCGAAGAUAGGCCAACGCUACCUCCUAGACCCCAGAACAGUGCGACUUCUGGAGAUGAAAAGAAACAGCAGUCUGGGGCUAGUACCAAGACAUGGAGACCCCACGAUAAAGUGACUGCGCUCUCGCAUUUCGAUGACUGGAGAGAUUCAGUAUUGCUUCGGAUUGGCGAAGUCGUCAACAAAGAUGAUGAGGGUCAAGGGCAAGAUCAAGAUAGCGACAAAGAAGAUACUUCGAGCGUUGUCAACUCCGACAGUCUUCCAUUGGACGAGGAUAAGGGUCGAAUGGAAAAAUUGCAAGAAAUUUAUCAUCCUGUGGAGACACCGCUAGUCCAUCUUCCAAAAGCGAAGCAACUUCUGAUUCUUUAUUCGCUCCUCUUGUUAUUGCUCAGUCUCCAGCACUACAGUGCCUAUUCCCGAGUCUUGAUGCUCUAUGUCACAUCCAGUCUGGAAAUUGACAUCAACAUACUCAACCAAGAUGAAGUCAAAGUGGCACGUGGGCUGCUCGAUACUGCCCUGGCACUCUCGUCUGGCCCAGAGAAUAAAGAGCAACCAAAGAAAAAGGACGACAUGAAGAAGUGGAAGGUCGGCAUUGCAUCUGUGGCCGGCGCGGCUCUCAUCGGCCUGACAGGCGGGCUCGCCGCCCCGCUGGUGGCGGCGGGUCUUGGAACCAUCAUGGGUGGUCUGGGACUUGGUGCCACAGCUGCCGCGGGCUACCUGGGUGCUCUGGCCGGCAGCAGUGUGAUUGUUGGGGGUCUGUUCGGCGCCUACGGGGGACGCAUGACUGGUCGCAUGAUGGAAAAGUACGCCCGUGAAGUGGACGACUUCGCGUUCAUUCCGACCCGCGGGCCACGACGGCGGUCGGAGAAAGAGAGUGACGCGGCCAAGCAAGAUCAUCGACUGCGAGUGACCAUUGGCGUGACGGGAUGGGUGAAAGAGGAAUCGAACUUUGUAGUUCCUUGGCGAGUGCUCGGUGCUGACUCGGAAGUGUUUGCUCUGCGCUGGGAGAUGGAACCAUUGAUGAAUCUGGGAAAUUCCAUUUCGGCCUUGGUGACGAGUGCCGCAUGGUCUGUAGCUGGUCGAGAGGUCUUGGCCCGCACUGUAUUUGCGUCGCUCAUGUCUGCCGUGAUGCUGCCACUAGGUCUUAUGAAGGUUGCCAGCGUUGUCGACAACCCGUUCAGUGUUGCUAAGUCUCGAGCUGACAAAGCGGGAGAGGUGCUUGCGGAUGCGUUGAUCAACAAAGUCCAAGGCGAGAGACCCGUCACCCUGAUUGGAUACUCGCUCGGAUCUCGCUUGAUCUUCUCCUGCCUUCAAAGCCUUGCAAAGAGAGGGGCAUAUGGUAUCGUGGAAUCGGUCAUUCUGAUGGGAUCUCCAACACCCUCCAACGCCGAGCACUGGCAGCGCAUGCGCAGCGUGGUGACCGGGCGGCUGGUCAACGUUUAUUCAGAAAACGACUCCGUCCUUGCCUUUCUUUACCGCACCAGCAGCCUUCAGCUAGGCAUUGCCGGAAUCCAGCGCGUCGAGAACGUUCCCGGUGUCGAAAAUUUUGAUGUCAGCGAGAUGAUCAGCGGUCACCUGCGCUACCAGUAUCUACUGGGAAAUAUUCUGUCGUCCAUCGGCCUGCAAGAUAUCGAUGCUCAAGAAGUGAAGCGCGAGGAAGCCGCACUCGUCGCUGAAGACCGACGACAGGAACAAGAACGUCUUCACAAUGAGCGUGAAGCCGGGGUCACAGAUCGUGACUCGUCGACUGCCCGCGAGACGUUGAACAGCCAGAAUGGGUUUGGCGGCGAAGAUGCUCGGCUACAGAAGCAGGUGGAGAGCCGGACGCAGGAGAACAUGACGAAUCAUCGGAUUCAAAUGUUAGACUUGGAUGAUGAUUACUCGGCGCCCUUGGACGAACACCCUUCCAAACACUCUGUGUUGUAG
Messenger RNA from Penicillium alfredii, 2172 nucleotides. RefSeq names its product DUF726 domain protein. The transcript has a single exon. The record is from RefSeq and is a predicted model, not a curated record. The coding region runs from base 1 to 2172 and encodes 723 amino acids. Lineage: Eukaryota; Fungi; Ascomycota; Eurotiomycetes; Eurotiales; Aspergillaceae.